Messenger RNA from Aspergillus heteromorphus CBS 117.55, 1925 nucleotides. RefSeq names its product glucose-inactivated glycerol proton symporter STL1 (gene mfsA). Gene Ontology annotation, cellular component: membrane. Gene Ontology annotation, molecular function: carbohydrate:proton symporter activity. Lineage: Eukaryota; Fungi; Ascomycota; Eurotiomycetes; Eurotiales; Aspergillaceae. The transcript has a single exon. Bases 48 to 1685 code for a protein of 545 amino acids. The record is from RefSeq and is a predicted model, not a curated record. Gene Ontology annotation, biological process: carbohydrate transport; transmembrane transport.
CUUCCCUCCAGUCCAUCCUACAGAGGCACAGAUCACCCUCCUGCAACAUGUGGACAAAAACCUCCGGCUUGCGGGGCAAGCGCCUCCAUUUUGCCAUCACCCUCACCUCCGUUGUCGGCUUCUCGCUCUUCGGUUACGAUCAGGGCUUGAUGUCCGGCAUCAUCAACGGUACUGAGUUCGUCAAGGAGUUUCCCGCUCUCUCUACCAGUGGCCCCGUCCCAGCUGGAUACACCGAGAGCUCCUACUCCGCCCAUGUCUCGGUUCUUCGCGGUGCUGUCACGGCUUGUUACGAGCUGGGUUGUUUCUUCGGUGCCAUCUUCACGCUCAUCUACGGCGAACGUAUUGGCCGGACCCCGUUGCUGGUCGCCGGUGGUCUCCUAAUGGUUCUUGGUACAGUGAUUUCCACCGCUGCGUUUGGUUCCCAUUGGGGUCUGGGCCAGUUUGUUAUCGGUCGUGUCAUCUCGGGUAUCGGAAACGGCAUGGACACGGCCACCAUCCCCGUCUGGCAGUCAGAAUGCUCACGCUCCCACAACCGUGGUUUCCUCGUCUGCUUCGAGGGUGCCAUCAUCGCCGUGGGCACUUUCAUCGCCUACUGGAUCGAUUUCGGUCUCUCCUACGUGAACAACUCGGUCCAAUGGCGCUUCCCCGUCGCAUUCCAGAUUGUCUUCGCGAUCUGUGUGACCAUCGGCGCUCUGAUGCUUCCCGAGUCGCCGCGAUGGUUCCUCAUACGGGGACACGACCAGGAGGCAUUGGAAGUUCUGGCAGCCCUUAACGACAGUUCCCCCGAUGCUGACGAUGUGCUUACGGACUUUAACCUCAUGAAGGCCGAUCUCAAGGCCAUGCAGGGCGCCAAGGGUAACUGGAAGACUCUCUUUACCUUCGGCAAGACCCAAGAGUUCCAGCGCAUGAUGAUCGGUUGCUCUGGUCAGUUCUUCCAGCAGUUCACCGGCUGCAACGCCGCCAUCUACUACUCGACCCUGCUGUUCGAGCAGAACCUGGGCAUGACGGGCAAACUGCCCUUGAUCCUGGGUGGUGUCUUCGCCACUGUCUACGCCCUGUCAACCAUUCCCUCCUUCUUCAUGAUCGAGAAGGUCGGUCGCCGCAACCUGUUCCUGAUCGGGUUCGCGGGCCAGGGUCUCAGUUUCAUCAUUACCAUGGCAUGCCUGAUCGACGAAAACUCGCAGAACUCCAAGGGUGCGGUGGUCGGAAUUUUCCUGUUCAUCUGCUUCUUUGCGUUCACGACCCUCCCGCUGCCGUGGAUCUACCCUCCCGAAAUCAACCCUCUCCGCACCCGUACCAUGGCUGCGUCAGCCUCGACCUGCACGAACUGGAUCACCAACUUCGCCGUGGUGAUGUUCACGCCCGUGUUCUCGGACACCAGCAAAUGGGGCAUCUACCUCUUCUUCGCGCUGGUCAACUUCAUCGGCAUCCCGUUCGCCUGGUUCUUCUAUGCCGAGACCGCGGGCCGCGAACUCGAGGAGGUGGACAUCAUCUUCGCCAAGGCCCACAUCGAGAAGAAGUGGCCGUACCAGGUCGCGAACGAGCUGCCCAAGCUCAGCCCCGAGCAGAUCGCCCAGAUGCAGCAGGAUCUGGGUCUGGACACGCCGGAUCAUCACGUCGUGUCGGAGGCCGAGAAGGCCGAGGUCGCCAUGAGCAGCGGCGAGAGCGUUGAGAAGCAGGAGUAGAUGUUAUACCCCGAUACCCAAUUGUCGAAGGCUUCCUUCCAGCCCACGGUAGAUCUGUUUGUCAUGCGAUAUGAUCCGUUUUGUCCGAUGGCUCGAGGUAGCUGUCGGCUGUUAUGAUGUGUUUUCUCCUGUGUCUAGUGGCCGAUACCCCCUUCUACUAGCAAUCAGAGAAUUUGUCCGGCUUUGUCCGCUUAGUAUAGAUUCAGUGGAAUGAGAUUGUUACGUACUCCUCUUAUUUAC